UCAUGGCGAGAGCCCAGCAGUGGUGCUGAUGUUGAGAGAAGCCCAGGGUAUCACUAAUUGAAGGAGUGAGAAGAGAACAGCUCGCUUUGGAAACCGGACUGCAGGGUUGUGAUCCAGUUCUGAGCUGGUGAUAAACACUCCCUGUGACUUUUGGUCAAUUCAGCCACCAGAUUCCAGCCAACAUGACCCUCGCAGCCUAUAAGGAGAAGAUGAAGGAACUCCCACUAGUGUCUCUGUUCUGCUCUUGCUUCCUGUCUGAUCCCCUGAAUAAAUCAUCCUACAAAUAUGAAGGCUGGUGUGGGAGACAGUGUAGGAGGAAAGGUCAAAGCCAGCGGAAAGGCAGUGCUGACUGGAGAGAAAGAAGAGAACAGGCAGAUACAGUAGACCUGAACUGGUGUGUCAUCUCUGAUAUGGAAGUCAUCGAGCUGAACAAGUGCACCUCGGGCCAGUCCUUUGAAGUCAUCCUGAAGCCACCUUCCUUUGACGGGGUGCCUGAGUUUAAUGCCUCCCUCCCAAGACGGCGAGACCCAUCAUUAGAAGAGAUCCAGAAGAAGCUAGAAGCAGCAGAGGAGCGAAGGAAGUACCAGGAAGCUGAGCUCCUGAAACACCUUGCGGAGAAACGAGAGCACGAACGAGAGGUGAUCCAGAAAGCUAUCGAGGAAAACAAUAACUUCAUCAAGAUGGCAAAAGAGAAGCUGGCCCAGAAGAUGGAGUCCAAUAAGGAGAACCGGGAGGCCCAUCUGGCCGCCAUGUUAGAGCGGCUGCAAGAGAAGGAGCCGCCUGCCGCGCGGUGACUCCCGGGACCGAUCGGUGGCCUCGUCCCAUGGACAAGCACGCUGAGGAGGUUCGGAAAAACAAGGAGCUGAAGGAAGAGGCCUCCAGGUAAAGCCCAGAGGCCAAGGAAGUUUCCAGGACAGCCGGACAGCUCCCGUAGUGACCUGGUUCCAGCAGCCUCAGCUGCUGGCUGCUCUCCCAGCACUGGGGUUCGGGGGGAGGGGGGUGGCCAAGGGGCGUUUCCUCUGCUUUUGGUGUUUGUACAUGUAAAAGAUUGACCAGUGAAGCCAUCCUAUUUGUUUCUGGGGAACAAUGAUGGGGUGGGAGAGGGGACAGUGAGAGUGUGGAAAAGGGAGGUGAAGAUGAGCCCAAGGACAUUGUGACACUGUCCACUGACUGCAGACUUGGGCCAAGGCCCCCGCUUUUCAUGGCUCUGCCUGGACAUCCGGCCUCCAGGUUCCGAGUGGAGACAAGAUGAGAACCGAGGUAGAAGUUCAGAGUGAAGGGCAGAGUCCUGGCGGGGUGGUGGCUGCAGGGCCAGCAGGACAAGCCCGUCUGGAUGGAGUGAGACCUACCCUGCAGCGGGUGGGAUAAGGUCUGUGUGCGUCUGUUCAUUGUCAUCUUUUGAUCAUCAUGACCAAUGAAACAUUUA
This is a messenger RNA of Mus pahari (shrew mouse), 1426 nucleotides long. It is a transcript of the gene Stmn4, whose product is annotated as stathmin 4. Bases 183 to 794 code for a protein of 203 amino acids. Lineage: Eukaryota; Metazoa; Chordata; Mammalia; Rodentia; Muridae. The record is from RefSeq and is a predicted model, not a curated record. Gene Ontology annotation, biological process: neuron projection development; microtubule depolymerization; regulation of microtubule polymerization or depolymerization. Gene Ontology annotation, molecular function: tubulin binding. The transcript is spliced from 8 exons. Gene Ontology annotation, cellular component: cytoplasm; neuron projection.